[Torrubiella] hemipterigena is the source of this 1229-nucleotide messenger RNA. Lineage: Eukaryota; Fungi; Ascomycota; Sordariomycetes; Hypocreales; Clavicipitaceae. The record is from the annotation of a GenBank genome assembly.
CCAGCUGUGGCGCCAUGUCCGUCAGUCAGCGAGCGUGCUCAGCCUGGUUCGCGGAUUGCGCUAGGCUGCCUGCGCCGUUGCCCACGUCGAAUCCUUUUUUUCCUGCUCUUGUCUUUGCUUGGCCCAUACCAGUUCACUCUCUUUGCCGGUAGCCAUUGCUCGGACAAUCCAGCUCCAUCCCACCCACUCCUUUCGCUUUAAAUAUCCCACAGCCUUCCCUCACCUGCCUCCACCUGCUCCUCCGUCACCUUACUCUACCCAGCUACUACUACUACUACUACUACUACUACUCCAUCUUCGUCUCACUACAAAUACCCUCUCUAGACAACAAUGAAGUUCUCUCUUGCUACCGUUCUGGCUUUCGCCGCUACCGUCGCCAUGGGCGCAGAGAUCCUGGACGAUAAGUUUGACUCCGUCUCCAGCCCUCCCAAGGGCACUACCGUCAAGGGCGGCGAUAUCGUUGUCAUCAGCUGGACCUUCUCCGAUCCCAAGUAUGCUAAGGGCAACGUCAAGAUCGACGUGCUCGGCGGUGCUGACCAGGGCAGCCUUCAGAAGGUUGGAACCGUCGCUGCCAGCGUUGCCAACAACGACAAGAAGCUCAUCUGGAACGUUCCCGCUGACCUCGGCGCCGACGCCGUCUACGGCUUGAAGUUCACUUCCCUCGAAUUCGACGAUAUUAUCCAGUUCUCUCAGCCAUUCCACAUCACGGCUUCCGCCAUCAUCUCCCAGAGCGGCUCCUCCGCCAGCACCCUCUCUGCUACUGGCAGCAGCUCUGCCACCAAGAGCGACUCUUCUAUGGUUAGCGCUGUCCCUAGCGCUACAACUACUCAUUCCAAGUCCCACAACGCUACAACCUCUGCUCCUACUGGCAUGACCACUCAGCCCUCUGGUACUUCUACCGACAAGACCACCAGCGCCAGCAAGUCCGCCCCCGCCUCCACCAGCUCCAGCGCCGCCGCCGCCAUGGUUGGCAGCACUGUCGCUGCCGUCGGUGGCAUCGUCGCUGCCCUCCUUGCCCUGUAAAUUCAGCUGGCAGGCUAGACGACACCGUGGAUACGCCAACCGUGGGUAUAUAAUUGGCCAGUGUACGCAUUUACAACAUUGAAAUUUGCUUUUGAAAACGCCGGCGCGCGCUUCUUCCGCUGCGACGGAAUCGCAGAAGAUACCAACGUCUAAAAAUUUAGAUCAGCCCCUUGUGUAUUAAUUGAAAUAAUAUCUCUUUCAUCUUU